Oryza sativa Japonica Group (Japanese rice) is the source of this 1550-nucleotide messenger RNA. Its product is annotated as tRNA-uridine aminocarboxypropyltransferase A. The record is from RefSeq and is a predicted model, not a curated record. Lineage: Eukaryota; Viridiplantae; Streptophyta; Magnoliopsida; Poales; Poaceae.
CAAUAUAUGAAAAUAACUCUCUUUUCUGUGAGAAUUUAAUUUCGUUUGUUCGUUAAAUUCAAAGAACCAGCAUGUUGUUUAUUUUUGGAUUCUUAACACACUAAACCUUUCUUUUAAACCUUUAUUUGUGAUGAAAAAUACAAGGGAAAAUUGUGUACCAGUGUAACCUCGGCCCAAGCCUAUAUAACCCAUAGCAGUGAAAUGGGCCAAGAUUAAUAAACAUGGGAAAGUGCUGAGCUUUUACUGGCCAAAAUCGUGAUGGACUUCGAGCCACUCCCCUCAGCCGCCGGCGACGCCACCGCCGACGAGACUCCUCCCGGUCGCGCCGUCUGCAGCUCCGGCUGCGGCCGCCCAACCACCGUCUGCCUCUGCCCGUACCUUCCCGCCACGCCGCUCCCCACCUCCACCACCGUCGUCAUCCUCCACCACCCGCACGCCCUCCGCCGCAACCCGCUCUCCACCCUCCCCCUCCUCGCCCGCUCCCUCUCCAACCUCCGCCUCAUCCCCGGCCGCCGCCUCCUCCCUUCCUCCGCCCCCGUCAUCUCUCGCUCUCCCGUCCUCCUGCUCUUCCCUUCGCCGGACGCCGCCGACCUCGCUUCCUGGUGCCGAUCCACGCCUCCGCCCGCGCGCGCCAACCCGACACUGCUACUGCUCGAUGGGACAUGGAAGCAGGCCAAGGAGAUGCACGCCGCUAGCCUCCCGUUCCUGUCCUCCUUCGCCGUCCCCGUCUCGCUGCCCGUCGACUGCGGCGUUGACGGCGACAGCAUGUUCGAGGGGGAGCUUGUGGUGAAGAAGGAGCCGCACAAGGGGUGCGUGAGCACUAUGGAGGCCGUCGCGAGGGCUCUGCGGCUGCUGGAGCCGGAGGGGAGGGGAGAAGAGAUCGAGGAGACGAUGGUGGGGGUGCUCAGGGCGAUGGUUGCCUUCCAGGCUGAGCAUUUGCAGCAUCGGCCGAUGAAACCGAGGGUGAAGAUGAGGAAGAAGAAGGAUAUUAAGAGGGAGGAGGAGAUGAAGAGGAACACAUUGGACUGGAGUGACUGAAUCACUGAACUACUGAAGCAUCUCUGGACACAUUGGACUGGAGUGACUGAAUCACUGAACUACUGAAGCAUCUCUGGACACUGGACAUACAGUAGCUCAUUGCCGAAUCGUUGCUGGUCAUUUUGGAGGAAUAUCGCUAACAUUAUCACCAAUGAGCAAGUGAUCAAGAGAAGGAGAGGGCAGGAGAUGCUUUAAGUGUUUCUUGAGCAAUUUGUGCAACAGGUAUUGGGAACUGUUCUUGAGUUUUGCUUUUGCAUGCAAGUUGGAGAUGAUAUUUCUUCGACAGAAAUAUGAGGCGGUUGAAGAUGGAUUUCUAAGCAGAAUGUGGGUUGAAUGCAGUUUACUGAUGUCAGAUUGUUUUGGAGCUGUACCUAUGAUUUUACUGGGUUAGAUUUCCAAACAGUACUCUGUUGUAAUGUUCUCUUGUUUGAUGUAAUGCUUUUCUGCCACUAUAUGAGUUCUGCCUUAGUGAAAACUAGGCACAAUCUAAAAUUUCUUGCGAGGUGACCCAA